Notodromas monacha is the source of this 648-nucleotide messenger RNA. NCBI's taxonomy places the organism in Eukaryota, Metazoa, Arthropoda, Ostracoda, Podocopida, Cyprididae. The record is from the annotation of a GenBank genome assembly.
AUGGAGUCAGAAAUUGACCGCUUUUUGGAAACUGUCUCAAGCAUGUCCUUGUCAGACGCAGUGAACUUCGUGAUAUUUGACAAUCCGGUGUCGAAAACGUUUGGGAAGAUCCUGACUGACGGGCUGCUUACGCCAAGAUCCGAACCUAUGGGGCGCCCACGACGAUCACCCGUGCCCAUGCAAGCUAGCAAUGACUGGCUGAGUCAAGGAAGAUUAUCGCAAAUUCUUGGUGCUUCUGGGAACUGGACACGAGUUGCAGGGCUUUCUGGAGCUCUUGCUGUCAUUCUCGGAGCUUAUGGCUCACACUCACCGGCAUUGAAGCAGGUUUCUCCUGAAAAACGCGCUGUUUUUGAGACUGCAAACCGCUAUCACUUCUUUCACUCUAUCGCCUUGCUUGGAGUUCCUUUAUGUCGUCGGCCGAUGAUAACCGGAUCGCUCAUGUUUGCAGGAAUGCUCAUUUUCAGUGGCUCUUGCUACGGAUAUGCAUUAACCAAUUAUCAAGACGCUCGUCGUGUGACUCCAUUCGGCGGUAUUCUCUUGAUCGUUUCUUGGCUUUCGAUGAUUGUGUAAUCUUAUUUAGUCCAGUUGUAAAGCUUUGUAGUUGCAUAGGUUUGUCUGGGAAGCAAAAUAAUUUGUGAUGGUUCCUAA